AUUAGAACCAAAAUGCCGCGUAACUUCCAAUUCGUCACCAUCUCUAACCCAACAGAGCCUGUCCCCUCUCAUGUCCGGAGCUUAACUCGCUCCCAUGCGGUUCGGCAAAGACAUGCCAAGGAGAGAAGACUACGAAUGCAGAAACACCAGGAAGACAUGUCCAGAAAUGCGGAGAGAACUUCUUUGAACAAGCUCCUUGGCUAUGGCCGUGAUCCAUUUGACGCCCUUCCGAAACAACUCUUGUCUCAUGAGAACUUUCUUCUCGACCAUUAUGUCCGUGUCGUCGUUCCACAUAACGUCAAGACAUGCCGUCUCUUUAACCAGAUGAAAGACCAUGAAGCAAAAGUAAUGCGCGAUUGGGUCGGUCUCGCCAUUACAGACAGCGAUCUUCUAUGCUCCAUAAUUUUCCUUGGCGCAUGCCGUCACAUCCUCAUCAGCAAUCCCAAGUCUGGUUUGACUCAGGUCGCAUUACAGUACAAAUACAACGGCCUCAAGGCACUGCGCCAUGCUGUUAGUGGUGCUUCACCGACUGUUAGUGAGUUGACUAUUGCAAAAGCUUGUGCUAUGGCUUUGGAUGAGUCUUCUCUGCAAUUUCGUAUCAGUGGUCCUAACGGUUGUAGAGAAUGCCGGCACCGAGAAUAUGACCAACAACACAUAUCAGUUCAGGCCAUUCACAAGAUCAUUUCUAUUCUUUUGGUUUCGGUGAGCAUGUUUCCCUCAUUAUCAAGCAUCAGCUGGUUUUCUAUCACCAUGUCUUCACCUCCAACUGCCAUUCCCACCGGCUCCUGGGUCCUCGUCACAGGUGCUACAGGCUUUGUCGCCAGCCACGUUACCCGUCAGCUUCUCCAGCGAGGCUACAAGGUCCGAGGCACAGUUCGUGACCAAGCCAAAGCCCGAUGGCUCAUUGAUGAUCACUUCAAGUCUUAUGUCGACAGUGGCUCCUAUGAGCUCGUCACUGUUCCUGAUCUAUCUGCUGCUGGAGCUUUUGACGAGGCAGUAAAGGGUGUCUCGGCCGUUGCUCACAUCGCAAGUGUCCUUGACUUUGAUCCCAACCCCAACAAUGUCGUUCCCCAGACUGUCGCGGGAGUAACCUCUGUCCUCGAAAGUGCAUCCAAAGAGUCAUCUGUCACCCGCUUUGUCUUCACUAGCUCCAUCGUCGCAGCAGUCUUCCCUACGGCUGACCAAGACGGUGUCGUCGACCGCAAUUCGUGGAACGAAUUUGCUGUCAAAGAGGCCUGGGCUCCUCCGCCUUAUGAGCCCUCGCGUGCAAUGCUAGUCUAUGCUGCUAGUAAGGUCGCUGCAGAACAAGCACUAUGGAAAUACGUCGACGAGAACAAGCCCCAGUUUGUGACCAAUGUCGUCAGCCCUUCAGGUAUCUUGGGCGAGCCGCUUCACGAGAGACAUGCAACUUCAUAUGGGAACUGGAUCUAUUCUCUCUUCACCGAGAAGAGGGAGAUGAUUGACACGUUCCAAACCGCAUUCUUUGUCGAUGUCCAAGAUGUCGCCCUCAUCCACGUCGCUGCCCUCCUGGAUCCCGACGUCAAGGAUGCGCGCCUCCAGACGUGGGGCCACAAAGCUCACUGGAACGAUUUCUUGCCCAUUCUGCGGGAGCUUCGACCGCAGAGAAAGUUUAUUCCUGAUUACCCUGAGACGUUCUACCUCAAGCUCUCGACUGACCAGUCUGAGUCCGUUGCUCUCUUGAAGAAGUGGGCUGGUCAGGAUGGCUGGAAGCCUCUGAGGCAAAUCAUUGCAGAGGCCAUCAACAACCCCUGCUGGAAGACUGAGUAG
This is a messenger RNA of Fusarium oxysporum Fo47, 1788 nucleotides long. RefSeq lists its product as uncharacterized. The transcript is spliced from 6 exons. The record is from RefSeq and is a predicted model, not a curated record. Bases 13 to 1788 code for a protein of 591 amino acids. Lineage: Eukaryota; Fungi; Ascomycota; Sordariomycetes; Hypocreales; Nectriaceae. Gene Ontology annotation, molecular function: oxidoreductase activity, acting on the CH-OH group of donors, NAD or NADP as acceptor.